Messenger RNA from Aureobasidium uvarum, 594 nucleotides. NCBI's taxonomy places the organism in Eukaryota, Fungi, Ascomycota, Dothideomycetes, Dothideales, Saccotheciaceae. The record is from the annotation of a GenBank genome assembly.
AUGCUCUCCAACACCAACCCCGCUACUAGUACACCCAAGAGCACCAAUCUCAGCAUUACUAGCUAUGCUCUGAAGGGCCCACCACUGGACUUUGAGCCUGACGUUCACAUCAAUGCCCGUCGCCUCAUCAAUCCACCAACUGAGCUCCGCAAAGCCUUGGAUGGUCGUUGCGAGGGCCUCCGCAAAGACCUACGCGCAGAUCCCGCCUUCCACCAACUGCUCGCCGAAGCCCAACCCCAGAUCUUCGAGGCCGAGGANGACAAAAGAGCUUUAAUAUUCAACACCCAAGACCACAGCGUCCACCCGGUUGAAGUCAAGGUCGCUGUGGCCUGCGUCAGGGGACGCCAUCGCAGCACAGCCGUUGCUGAAGAGCUGGCCAAGCUACCCACAUGGCCAGAACACUACGACGUUGGACUUUACCAUCGCGAUGUCGAUACGCCCCACCGCUACCAGAAAUGGCACCAGCAAAACUUGGAACGUGAGCAGAAGGGCGAGGCCGUUGACCUUCACCAUCAUGGUGUUGAGAGCGAUCUGGACGACGAUGACGAUGAAGACGAUCAUGUCGACAGCCCUUAUCACGACAGUAAGGCCUAG